AGCGAACCUGUGGAAGGAGGAGGCGGGGUGAGGGGGAUGGGUCGUUGAAUGAUAGUCCAGAAGGGGAGACGGUUCCAUACAGAGCAGGUGAGAACUAGUGAGGAUGACGAUGCCGCAUGUAGGGGCAGUAUUUGCAACUAUAGCAGGAGUGAUGGCCAUCCUGUUACACUCUUCAAUUCACAAGAUAGAAGAGGGACACCUUGCUGUGUACUACAGGGGUGGGGCAUUGUUGACAUCACCCAAUGGUCCUGGAUAUCACAUUAUGCUGCCUUUCAUCACAACUUACAGAUCAGUGCAGACAACGCUUCAAACUGAUGAGAUCAAGAAUGUGCCUUGUGGAACAAGCGGUGGUGUGAUGAUCUACUUUGACAGAAUAGAGGUGGUCAACAUGCUGGUUCCUUUAGCAGUGGUGGACAUUGUGAGGAACUACACUGCUGAUUAUGACAAAACUCUGAUUUUCAACAAGAUUCAUCACGAACUGAACCAGUUCUGCAGUGUACACACGCUACAGGAGGUCUAUAUUGAACUGUUUGACAUCAUAGAUGAAAACCUGAAGACUGCUUUGCAAAAAGAUCUUAAUGUUAUGGCCCCAGGGCUUACAAUACAGGCAGUCCGUGUUACCAAGCCAAAGAUCCCUGAGGCUAUCAGGAGGAACUUUGAACUCAUGGAAGCAGAGAAGACUCGUCUGUUAAUCACAGCUCAGACUCAGAAGGUGGUGGAAAAGGAAGCAGAGACUGAAAGGAAGAAGGCUAUUAUUGAGGCUCAGAAGGUGGCUCAGGUAGCAGAGAUCCAGUUUCAGCAGAAGGUGAUGGAGAAGGAGACAGAGAAGAAGAUCUCUGAAAUUGAAGAUGCUGCAUUCCUGGCGAGAGAGAAAGCUAAGGCUGAUGCAGAGUAUUACACUGCUGCCAAGUUUGCUGAAGCAAAUACGUUGAAGUUAACCCCCGAGUAUCUGGAGCUGAUGAAGUACCAGGCCAUUGCAGCCAACAGUAAGAUCUACUUUGGGCAGGACAUCCCUAACAUGUUUGUCGAAGGAAACAACAGCCCCCCCAAGUCUGCACGCCCCCCUAAUCUCCCCAACAUCGAACCAGACUUGCUUAAAGCCAAGCUAGAGGGACAGUGAGUCGAUGAUCUGCCUCUGCACAGGACAAUGAAACCUGCUGUGCACUUGUCUUAAAGUAAAGGUGAUUGGUGGGAUAGCAUUGCGGCUAGUUUGAUGAACAGCACACAUUAGUCUUAAUCUAAAUGGCAAAGAAAGGUUGAACGACAAGGGGAAGUGAGAGGUAGGAAGUGCAAGCUAAAAGGGACAGAAUAUUGUUUUUACCUUCCACUCUUUUGAGAAAAGAGGUAAGAACGAGACUAAUGCCAUAGUUAAAAAUCUACAGCAUAAUUAAAUGCUUAUGCCUGGGAAGGCGACAGCAAGUUGUCGCCCUAAUCUAUGUGUGCUUGCAAUCAGUGCAGUGUUUAUUUUGCUUAUGAUCUGCAUUAAUUUUGUUUCUUGUAUGCAAGAGGAGUGAUUUGUGAUUAAAACAAAUAUGAUUUUGAGAAAUAAUAUGCGGUUAAAGUGAACUGGAACCUGACAGGUGACACUAAUUAUUAGCAGGACGGUCCAUGUGAGAGUUCAUGAUGAUGAUGGUAGGUCGUCUGUGCCAUCUUAACUGAGUCACUGGCUGGCUCUUCUCUCUCAAUGUGAAGGCUGUUUAUUCACCUUGUAUCACAUGCUGCUGGUGGAUUAAUUCAAGAGCUUCGAGGUUAUGUACCAAGAGAGUGUAUCGCUACAUGGAGGUGACGUACUCGUACAGCUGGAUGAAACAGUACGGAUCCACACUCAAAAUCUACCCAUGCAAUAUUUUAUCAAAGAUACAGUAACUUCCAAAUAACAAGUGACCUGACUUUGCUCAGUUAUUGCCUGAACCCACAUAGAUCCAGGUGCUCAAGUCUUUUAAGUCGGAGGUUGUAGUUUCUAUAGUUAAUAUACUGUACAGUGUAGUGUAAAUUUUUGUAGUUCCUAAUGUUUAGUGGGUGGUAGACUGGUGAUAGUUUGCAGGCGAUUAGCUGUGAUAGGGCAGCAACCACAGAAAGACUUAAGGUGUUGCACUAAGACGUAAACUGUGGCAUUAACUGUGAAACCAUAAAAAAAAGUUUCCAGCGCUGCUAAGACGAGCCAAUUUCCCUCUAUAAUCAUUCAUUCAAGAUUAGAAUUAAAACGGUUCAUUUAGAGAGGGUUGUUUUCUUUCAUCCAUCUAGUUUAGUUCUACCUUGUUUUGUUUUGGGUUUUUUUUCUUUUUUGGGCUGUGCAUGUGGAAAUUUCAUAGUGGCUUGAUUUAAGAUAAGUAGUGCCUGCUGCGACUGUCUUCUGACUCUGUUGUUGUCCAGCUUACUCCAAUAUUUUUAAAUGCUAAUUCUCAGGAAAUUGGUCUUUAUUUUUAAUUCAACAGCCUCUUGGCGUUCAAGAGGAUAUCACUAUGACUUUCUGAGUCUCCUUUAAAUAUUUGAGGUAAUACUUUUCAUUUUCUUUUUUAUGUUUCAUCAUACCAAUACUGAGAUGUGCUUGAGCAUGGCCAUUAGAGCAGUUUGGGUUUGAGGGAGUCUGGUUCCACUGGGAAGUUUCAGGUGUGACUGUGGGUAACUGUGUGAGUCGGGGGGACUCUGAACAUGAGGGUGAUGGUUUGUCAAAAUAGACGUGAUGCAAACAAAAGCUUCUUUCCUCUUUGAUUGUUUACAUUUUUCUGUAAUUCAAGAAUUCAGAUGUUGAGGUUUUUCUAAGCAAGAUUCUUUCAAAAGCAAAACAUAGCUCUUAAUUAUUAGAGUAAUAAAAAUAUCUUUAACCUCUGAUCAGUUAGGUGACAAAACGAGGUCAAGUAUGAAUGAAAAAUGUUGAAUUCAUGCAGGAACGCAAGCUAAAAUAAAUCUAUGUUGGUGCUAGUGAUAUAUAUUAAAUUUUUCUUAUGCUCUAUGUCACUAAACUAAACGUUCAAUAUUCAGAAUUCACGCCUUAAAUAACCACGAUUCAUCCCUGAUGUUUAAAAAUUCAGUGCUUUUAAGUUAGUAAAAGGCUACGGUUGAACUUUGCAUAUGAGACUUGUUCUGAAGAACUUGCACAGACAGCGUAACACAACCUCAAUAUAGACUGAGAAAACACAACUAACAGUGGACACUACCGGUGUUUGGAAGAUGUCCUGAUGUUUACUUGACCUCUGAAUGGCAGUUUAGAACUGCACUCUCCAUUUGAUUUGGUGGUGGGUUUAAAUAAAGAUGCAAGAGGGGUUUAAAUCACUCACAGAUGAUUUUGAUUUAAAUGAUUUGUCAAUUUUUUUGUACAAUCUGUGAAAUUAAACAUUGUCUCCUUGUUUUAAAAGGUUUAUAUGCAAAAUGUUUUCAAGUUUUGACACUGUUCUUAUGUAAAAUAAAACCUAUUUUGGUA
Messenger RNA from Sphaeramia orbicularis (orbiculate cardinalfish), 3421 nucleotides. It is a transcript of the gene erlin1, whose product is annotated as ER lipid raft associated 1. Gene Ontology annotation, biological process: SREBP signaling pathway. NCBI's taxonomy places the organism in Eukaryota, Metazoa, Chordata, Actinopteri, Kurtiformes, Apogonidae. The record is from RefSeq and is a predicted model, not a curated record. The transcript has 12 exons. Gene Ontology annotation, molecular function: ubiquitin protein ligase binding; cholesterol binding. The coding region runs from base 104 to 1120 and encodes 338 amino acids. Gene Ontology annotation, cellular component: endoplasmic reticulum; endoplasmic reticulum membrane.